AUGAGCCGCCGGCUGGAGGACACCUUUGAAGAAGAAGUCAUGGAAAGGAUUGAAAAGGAGGCCCAGAACCCAAUCCCGACAAUUCCUGUGGAGAGCCAAACCCAGGUUGCAGAAGUUGAUGACCAUCAACUUGUUGCCGGACACGAGGCGGCUGAGCAAAAGGAUACUGAGCCAGUGAUGUGCCCCAAAUGCCAAUUGCCCAUCAAUGCAGAGAACUCGGUGGCAAAAUACAUUGCCAAGGGCGAUUCUUCACAGAGUUCUUUCCUGUGCAAAUCAUGUCACUCUACUGAUGUGAUGUGCUCCCGCCACUUCUCAGAGAUGCCAUCUGGUUGGAACAAUCUUAGUGAUGAAGAGCAGGUGAGCUUCUACAGGCGAGUCCUUGCAGAGAAGCAGAGAGGGCCAUUGAGGUUCAAAGUCCUGAGGACUGAAUUGAAAGACACCUUGGUGAAGAAGAAGAUUGAAGAAACCAGAAAAGGCAGCAAGGGAAAAUUUGAGCCUCUUGAAACCUACCGUCUGAGAGGAUACGACAUUGAGAAAAUCCAGGAGUUGGCAGAGAUGGAAACACAUCCCAUUUUGGGACCAACGUACAGAGUUGAUAUCAAUCAUGUCUGCACAGAGUCGAUCGAGCAAACUGUGGAGGAGGCGAUCAAUGCUGUUGACAGGAAGGUUCUGCGUGAGAAGCUACCAGAGCACAUGAUCCCUAAGCCAAAGCCUAAGCCAGCUCCCAAGAAGAAGGGAAGAGGGAAAGGCAAGGGGGAACCUGAGGAACACAAUGAGGAUGAGAAGAAGGAGGAGGCAGUGGAGAUCCCGCCAGACCCAAUCUUCGUCGACCUGAUGGACAUGGACUCCUGCAGCGAUGCUGAAAUUCAAGUCAUUGAGCCGGGAGAGGAGAAGCUGACCGCGAAGCAGUUGGAAAGGAAACGAAAACGCGAGGAGCUCAAGGAAGCAAGGACUACGCGCGCCAAGCAAGAGAAGGGCAGCCGGGAAUUGGUGAAUUUGGCAUCCAAAGCCAUCACCUCAGUGCAGCCUGCAUUGACCAAACUUGAAAAUGCAGAGAAGUCCAUCGCUAAGUGCAGGGACAAGAUUGAGGACAUCACUAUCGAACAGUUGGAUGAAAGUUUGAAGUGGUGCAAGGAUGUCUUGACCGAAGCCCAUGCCAUCAUGAAGAAGGUCGGCAGUGGUGGAUUGGCGCUGGACAGUGAAUACACUGUGAUCCGCAGUAAAGUCAUUGGGCCUGAAGUCAAGGCGUGCAACUCUGUCGCCAAAGCAGUUGCAAUAGCCAAGAAGGGGGCCAAGUGA
This is a messenger RNA of Durusdinium trenchii, 1299 nucleotides long. The record is from the annotation of a GenBank genome assembly. Lineage: Eukaryota; Dinophyceae; Suessiales; Symbiodiniaceae.